Sebastes umbrosus (honeycomb rockfish) is the source of this 4760-nucleotide messenger RNA. It is a transcript of the gene pkp1a, whose product is annotated as plakophilin-1. Bases 208 to 2376 code for a protein of 722 amino acids. The record is from RefSeq and is a predicted model, not a curated record. Gene Ontology annotation, cellular component: plasma membrane; cytoplasm; adherens junction. The transcript is spliced from 15 exons. Gene Ontology annotation, molecular function: cadherin binding. NCBI's taxonomy places the organism in Eukaryota, Metazoa, Chordata, Actinopteri, Perciformes, Sebastidae. Gene Ontology annotation, biological process: cell-cell adhesion; cell-cell junction assembly; intermediate filament bundle assembly.
GAGGGUGGAGCUCAGCUCACCGCAGCAGCAGCAGCAGCAGCAGCUCUCUGGGAACAUUUCUCUCUACACAUACUUGGCUCUUGUCUUGCUGCAUCGCUGAGUCGAACCACACUUUCUUCUCCCACACACCGGGUCUGCACUUGUUUACUUUGGGAACUGGUUUAUACCCCGAACAUUCACGGUAAAGGGCUCCGUGCCGAGAAGAAGAUGAUGGCUCCGGACCCGCUGCGCUCAGCGAUGACUCUCAGGACCGCGGAGGACACGUCGCUGGCGGUGCCCUCCGACAACAAGCUGCACUCCGGACCGCAGAGAGUCCUGGAUCAGGUUCACACCAUCAAGAGGAGCAAGUCCAAACCCGGGAAGACCAACAACGGCUCAUCUUCACCCUCACCCACAGGCGUGUCUCCCCAGACUUUGACAACGCACGAGUUUGGAGGGUUCAAGUUUUCUCCAUCCAAAGCAAAUGGCACCUUCAGAAGCACCAACUCCUCCUCUACGUCAACAGGCUUCAGCAGAGGGGUAAAGAAGGAAUGGCGCUCUGUAUCCACUAAAACCACGGGAGGAAGAAAUGUCAGCACGUCGGGCAUGUGGGAUAAGCGACGCAACACUUCCACCUGGGGUGCCAACGGGAUGAAAUCCGCUCGCAGUGACCCUGCCUUGGUUCGCCAAUUUCCUGCUGCUCCUGUACCUGCACCUUCUAUGAUGGCCAAAGGACAGGUCCAGAGCCAGAACAGCCUCGUGGCUCGAGCAAAUAGAAACAGCACCAUUUCUAUGACCAACAGCACUCUGGUGACCCACAAUCAGACGCGCAUCAUCCAGCCGCCCUCUGCCCAGCUUCGCUCCGAGGGCAGGAUGGGCACCAUGAAAAUAUCCAAGACAGAGCAGCAUGCAGUGGGGAGCAACGCGGUGAACAUGUCAGACAUGACCCUGAAGGGGGCUGUAGAGUUCCUGUCUCACCCUGAAGAGAAUUACCAGCAGUGUGGAGCCACCUUCAUCCACCACACCACCUUCAAAGAGGAGCGCACCAAACAGGAGGUUUUCCAACUAGGAGGUAUCCCCGGUCUUGUGGCCCUGCUGCGGAGCCCCAACCCUGGGGUGAGCCAGGCUUCUGCCGGGGCUCUGAGGAACCUGGUGUUCAAAGACCAGGACAACAAGCUGGAAGUUCAGCACUGUGAAGGUAUCGCUAAGUCCCUGCAGCUUCUAAAGGAGACCGAUUCUACUGAGACCCAGAAACAAAUCACUGGCCUGCUAUGGAACCUGUCCUCCGCCGAUGAGCUGAAGGGAGAACUUAUCGCCACAGCUUUGCCCGCCCUGACUGAGAACGUGGUGGUGCCAUUCACCUGCUGGUCAGACGACAGCGCCAACAACAACAUACACCCUGAUGUCUUCUACAGUGCCACAGGGUGCCUGCGGAACCUGAGCUGCUCCCAACAGAAGGAGAGGAAGGCAAUGAGGGAGUGCCGGGGUCUCAUUGACUCACUCAUGAUUUACGUUCAGUCUUGUGUGGCGGAGGACAACCCUGAUGACAAGUCUGUGGAGAACUGUGCAUGCAUCCUCCAUAACUUGACCUACCAACUGGAGGAAGAGUCCCCUGAGAGCUUCGGCAAGUUCAUACCUCCGCCAGAGGCCCAAACUGGGAGUAAGAAAAGCCCCACCGUUGGAUGCUUCAGCCCCAGGAGCAGCAAGGCUCAAAAUGAGUUUUCAUUUGACGCGGUUCGGGGAAUGCUGGAUGAUGGAACCCCAUCGGGCGCGAAGUGGUUGUGCCAUCCCAAAGCUAUGCAGACCUACCUUUCUCUGCUGGGCUCGUCCCAGAAAGACGCCACCCUGGAAGCCUGCUGUGGUGCCCUGCAGAACCUCACUGCCAAAACGGGAAAGGCGUCCAAUAUCAUGAGUCAGAUUCUGGUUCAAAAGCUGGGAGCUAUGAUGCACAUACCCGCUCUUUUAAAGUCUCCUAACCGGGGCCUGCAGAAGACCGCCAUGUCCCUGCUGGGUAACAUGUCUCGGACCCACAGUUUGCAGAGCUCCAUGGCAAAGCAGAUUCUGCCAGAGCUCGCCGGCCUCGUCACCUCUGGCCCCAAAGAGAUGGGAAACUCUGACGAAACUAUAGCAACAGCCUGCAACACAGUACGGAGUCUGAUGUUGGCAGACACUGAUGUCAGCAAGAAGGUCAUCAAUAAUGAGCUGGUGUCAUCGGUGGCUGACCUUAGCGAGAACGGGUCUUUCCCUAAAGGCAGCAAAGCAGCUUCCCUGCUGCUCUACAGCUUAUGGAACGAGAAGAAUUUCCAAGGUGUUUUUAAAAAGCUGGGACUGGGCAAAUCACUUUUUGUCAAUGAGAACACCACAGCAGCGCACAGGUCGACUCAAGUCAUCGAGUGAUGGACGAGUGGAGCGGCACCACGGAGCCUGAGAGAUGGAAACCAGCGUGUUCAGACAGUGCUGUGGCCACACCCUUGCAACAGGGAGAGUAAAAUUACGUUCUUCACAUAACCUUGUUGAAAGAGCCCAUCAAUUAGGAGUCGAUCAUACAUUGUACAAAAGAGAGCUUUUCAUUUUGUGCGUAAUCCUACAGCGUUGUAUGUAUUUAAAUUGGAUAUGUUUCUGUCUGUGUAUAUAAAGGGGUGAGUGUGUGUUAUUGGUAGGUGAAGUGUGCAUAUGCUGAAACCCAGUUCUACCGGCCUGAGAGCUGCAACACACCAGACAAUGUUAUCUGCAGUGAAAGUUACUUAAGGCAUUGUUGUCAAAUGUGUCUGUAGUUGGCUAAAAGAUAACAUAUCCAUUGUGGCCUUGAGGACUGAACAGCCAAAACUGAAAGUAAUAAGAAAAGUAUAUGAAAAGCUAAAAAAAAAAAAAAAAAAGACUUUAUGUAAGACUAAGUGUCGCUACCGGAUGAAUUUUUGUACGUCCAGUAAGAAUUUUUUUGUUAUUUUGUUCUGUUUCAUUCUAUGAUUCAGAAUUUUGUUUUAUAAAAAAUGAACAGAAACUGCUUUCUAGUGCCUAAAUAGUUAAACAAAUUGUUCAACAUUUUGGGAGAUGUGCUUGUUUGCUUUCUUGCCGAGAGUUGAUAAGAAGAGCUUAGACUGGAAACGGCUAGCCUGGCUCUUUCCAAAUGUAAAAAAAUCCCCUUACCUGCACCUCCGAAGCUCAAUAAUAGCUCUUUACAAAAAAGUGUUAAAGUGUUAAAACAACACUGUGGUUUUAGAUUCACAAUCAGUUUUAUCUGCUAAGUACGGACAUACAUGGAAUUUGACUCCAGUUUUAUGCAUCUCUCUCAAUGUAGUUACACAGAAAUGGAAAUAACAGCUAGGGACAAAGACAAAAAAGCUGGACAAAUAAAGGUAAAGAAUAAGUACAAAAGUAUGUGAAAAAAAACAAUAUAAUAAGAAAUAAACUAAAAUGCAAGUCAAGUGUUCUGUAAAUUGUAAACAAUACAAAUAGUGCAAAGAAAUAAAUACUGAAUGAUUUACAUGGACUGGAUGAUUAGAGUCGUAGAGUAUGUACAUGUAAAGAUGUAUACUGUAUGUACAGUGAGUAGGUGACAGAUGAUGUAUACUUUUUUUUUUUUUAAAGUGCAUUAAAGACUAAUAUUAUAAUCUAUAAAAGCAGCAGUGGAUAUUUGGUGUUGGAGGGUUAUUGACAGUGUAUGACUGAUUAAAGUGUUUAUCAGAAUGACGGCCUGUGGGAAGAAACUGUCCUUGUGUCUGGUUGGUUUUUGCAGGGUUUAUAGGCCCUGUAAAACUACAAUGUGUCAUUUUUACACUUUGGUUUUUGUGUGGAUUAUACAAACAAGAUGUUAAGAAGUGGAAAUGUGUUAGCUUUGGACAGCUGUUUCCCUCAGUCUUCGUGCUAAACUAGACUAACCAGCUGCUGGCAGUAGCUUCAUGUUUAUCAAACACAUAUGAGAGCGACAUAAAUCGUGUCAUCUAACUGUCGACGAGAAAGUAAACAAAAUAUCAAACUAUUCCUUUACAGUGCAGUACUAAAAGUUAUUUUCUGUUGCUUUGUCAUAAACUUGCCUAUUGAAAUUUACAAAUUGUAUGCUGUAUUUUUUUGUGUUUGUUUUUUUUCAUUAUUGUUUGUUUUCUUGCAUAAACUGAGGAAUUGGAGACAGAGAAGUAUUGGAAUAUAGCACACAACAACAUUUAACACCACCUGUGCCCAUUCACUUUGACUAACUAUGUAUAGAAAUUCGGAGCGAUAUAAACAGUCGGGGUUCCGCUUCUGGCUGCACACUGAGAGUUAUGAUGUAAUUCAACCGAAGUCGCUAAGGAGAUAAUGAAGGGACUGCGCCCUCUAACAUAUGUCUAAUGAAUUAUGAUCAGUGUGCAACACCUCAGACGAGAGGAGCUGCACAUUCAAGAAUAUGCUCACACGUUUUCUUCAUUUAAAACUUUUAUAUGUAGUUUUGCUACUUUACCUAUACAGUUUUAAGGGCUCAUUACAGAGUAUCUGCUCUCAUCACCAAACUACAGAUUUAUUUACUGAAAACUGGUUUUAAAUCCUCGUCAAACAAAAACACAUCUUGAAGACACAUCAUUACAAAUCACUAAAGCAAAGAGAUUGUUGGGGAUUCCCCACGCCAGAACAACUGAGACAUACAGUAUACAGUCAUACUGUACAUACAGUCCUGCUGAGGUUUCAUUUGCCUCGGGGAAGGUUGAUGUCAGUAUUGCUCAGAAUGUAUUUUUGGAGAAAUGUGUGUGGCUUAUAAUAAUCCAUGUCACUCAGUCUGUACAGAGAAUAAAUAACAAAUAUGAAGACAA